CGUCAUGCUGCUGGCAUACAGUCUGGGCGGGCAACUGGACGGCGAAACCACGUUUACCACAAUUGCUGUGUUCAAGAUUCUGCAGCGCUCGGUGUCGUGGCUGCCUAGCGCAGCUUCCGAGGCAAUCACGGUCUAUGUCUCUCUUAAACGCAUAGAGGCGUAUUUAGAUGAGGAAGAGGUGCAGCCAGUUGCCGAGAGAGUAGAUCCACAAGGCAGCGAUAUCGGAUUCGAUGGCGCAGAGCUUGUAUGGCACCUUGCUGACGAGAGCGACUCACCGCGUGGAGAGCCACAAGGCUUACUUGAUACCAGCAGCGACGCCAGUGCCCAGAAGUUUGUGCUGCGCAAUCUCAAUGUACGGUUUCCACUGGGCAAACUCACGGUUAUUGGUGGACCAACAGGCAGUGGCAAGUCGUCGUUGUUGUCAGCACUCAUCGGCGAGAUGACUCUGGUGCAUGGCAAAGUUCUUAUUCCUGUAUCGUCCGACUGGUCGCUGCACAGCGUUGCAUACGUGUCCCAAGAGGCCUGGCUGCGCAACGCCACCAUCCGAGACAAUGUGUUGUUUGGGAGUCCAUAUGACCAGUCGAGAUAUGAGGAGACGCUACGCAUGUGUGGGCUGAAGCCCGAUCUGCGCAUAUUCAGUGCUGGGGAUCUGACCGAGAUCGGUGAGCGCGGAAUUACUCUGUCUGGCGGACAGAAGCAGCGUGUGGCAUUGGCGCGUGCUGUGUAUUCGUCAUGCAAAAUUCUGCUAAUUGACGACUGUUUAUCUGCGGUAGACUCACAUACAGGCAGGCAUAUUCUGCACGAGUGUCUGCUGAGCCAGAGCCCAAUGAUGCACGGCAGAACGCGCAUUCUGGUAACGCAUCAUAUGGCUAUGUGUCUGCCGCACUGCCAGUACAUCGUGAUGAUGCGCAGCGGCGAAAUUAUUGCCCAAGGUUCACCGCUUGAGGUGUCUCAGAUAGUGGCUGUGGAGGAGUUGUCAGAUUCUGAGUUAUCGACUGAUGAUAUGUCAAAUGUGCGGCAGGCAGGACUCGAUGACCCUGUUGCCGAAGACGAGUACAACGAGCAGCGUGCAUUGCUUAGUGCUACUGCAACACCGGGCCGAGAUGGUGCGCUCUGCAGUUCGCUACCAGUUGGUCGGCUCAUUAAAGACGAGGAGCGGAUGCGCGGCAUGGUUAAGGUUGACGUAUGGCGCAGGUAUUUGAGUGCUAGUGGUAGUUGGUCGUUUGUGUCCAGUUGGCUGUUCCUGAUCACAAUUGCGCAGCUGCUUGGCACAUACAAGGAUUACUACCUGGCGCAAAAGGUCGGGUCUGACAAGACCCCCGGCGGUGGCUCCUCUCAGUACAUAUGGCUGAUUGUGUAUUUGUCAAUCAGUCUACUCUCUUCGGUGCUUGUGGCCACCACCAUGCUGCUGAUCUACACCGGCAGCCUGCGCGCCUCAGUGAUUCUGCACGAGCAACUCUUGCGCGCCGUAAUCUAUGCCACCCCGCGUUUCAUGGAUACCACGCCAAUCGGCCGCACCUUGGCACGGUUCUCCAAGGACUUUUACAUGAUUGACGAGGAUAUCGGUGAGAUUGCGUUCUACUUCAUUCGCGCCUUCAUCAUCGCAUUCACUACAUUGAUCGUGAUAUCGACCACGGUCCCACUAUUCGCAGUCGUCGGCGUAUGCGUGCUGUUCUUGUACUCGCAAUUCACGUGGCGGUUCAUGCAGUCACAGCGUGAAGUCAAACGUCUCGAGUCCACGAUGUUCGCCCCACUGCUGUCUCUAUAUAGCGAGUUGAUCCAGGGCGUCGCGUCAAUCCGCGCAUUUGGCAUGCGCGACGCAUACAUGGAGGAGAUCAUGAUACGGUAUACAGAGCACACACAAGCGGAUUUUGUGUUCCGGGCGACACGGCGGUGGCUCGGAUCGCGCAUGGGCACGACAAGCUCGCUGGUUGGAUGCGCUGCGACAGUGAUGAUUCUGUGGAAAAUCGAGUAUUUCAGUAGCGGGCUGGCUGGGUUUGUGCUCAUCUACGCAGUCAGCUUCUGGAUGGAGUCACUGAGCGUUAUCCGCAGGUACAGCAACUUGGAGCUCUCCCUCAAUGCAGUCGAGAGAGUCGGACAGUACUUGGAAAUCGACCAGGAGGCGCCGUCCAAAUCGUCUGUGGGGAACAAGCCUUGCUCAGGUUGGCCGCUUAGAGGCGAGAUUGAGGUCAGAGAUCUGGUCGCUGGGUAUUUUGCGAACGAACCUGUGCUGCACCGGCUGAGUUUCAGCAUUCGUGCUGGCGAGAAAAUCGGCAUUGUUGGACGUACAGGUGCUGGCAAGUCGACAUUGUCGCUGUCGCUUCUGCGGUUUGUUGAAGCUACCAGUGGGCAGGUCUUGAUUGACGGUGUGGACAUAUCCAAAAUCGGGCUUGAGGACUUGCGCCAGAACAUCACGAUUGUACCCCAGGACCCAGUUCUAUUCAAUGGCACGAUCAGGUUCAACCUGGAUCCCUUUGGCGAGUACCCGGACGAGAUCCUGCUCGACGCACUCAAGCGUACGCUUCUGCUCAAAACGACCCAUGAGUCGGCAGGGGAUCGAGGCAUCGCUGUAUUUGAUUCUCUUGACGACGAGAUCAUGAGUGAUGGACAGAAUCUGUCACUGGGCCAGCGCCAGCUGGUGGCUUUGGCACGCACACUGACACGUCGGUCCAAGGUCAUUUUGAUGGACGAGGCUACGGCAUCAGUUGAUUUCGAGACCGACGAGACCAUGCAGCGCACUAUCCGCGGAGCAGAAUUCAAGAGCUCGACUAUUCUGUGCAUUGCACAUCGCUUGCGCACUAUUAUUGACUAUGACCGGGUUCUUGUGCUCGAGAAUGGCAGGGUGGAGGAGUUUGGCACUCCGGCGGAGCUGAUUCAGGCGGAGGGCGGAGUGUUCAGAACGCUGUGCGAAAAGAGUGGCGAGCUCGAUGUUUUGGUCAAUAUGGCAUGUGGAAAUCUAGAAGCUUAGAAGACAUAGUGGCGCUUCUAUUUGAACAUACGAUGAAGGAGGCGUUGAGGGUGCCGAGGGGCCACGGUUGUGUAUAAAAGAAGACUCUGUCGAAGGACAGUAGCUUUCUCCGACAUCUUCAGUCUUUCUCUCAGUCGCUUUCCACCAUUGUCACAAAUUACUUGCCAUGAAAUACAUCUCCGUCCUGCUUCUGGCUGCUGUCUCGACCGUGCUUGGAUGCACAUCGAAUUCAGAGUGCUCUGGCAAUGAAGCCUGCGAUAUCAAAGGGCAGUGCUCUAUCCCCGCUUCCUGCAGCUCCUCGGGCGACUGCCGCGAUGGAGAGUUUUGUGCGCCCGGCGGGAUGUGCCUACGUGCUUAAAGUAUUC
Molecule: messenger RNA, 3333 nt
Organism: Linderina pennispora
Lineage: Eukaryota; Fungi; Kickxellomycota; Kickxellomycetes; Kickxellales; Kickxellaceae
Product: P-loop containing nucleoside triphosphate hydrolase protein
Exons: 1
Coding region: 5-2968 (987 amino acids)
Biological process (GO): transmembrane transport
Cellular component (GO): membrane; fungal-type vacuole
Molecular function (GO): ATP hydrolysis activity; ATP binding; ABC-type peptide transporter activity
Source: RefSeq, a predicted model, not a curated record